AUGGGUAGUCUACCUACUGGUAACCUUGAAAGCAUGUCAAUAUGUUCACAUAACCCACUUGAUCCGGAUGAGUUCAGAAGGGAAGGUCACAUGAUCAUUGAUUUCCUUGCUGAUUACUACAAAAAUGUUGAGAGUUACCCUGUUAGGAGUCAAGCUGAGCCUGGAUACUUGCAAGUUGAGCCUGGAUACUUGCCUAAACGAUUACCCGAAUCAGCUCCAAACAACUCUGAAUCCAUUGAAACCAUUCUUCAAGAUGUAAUCAGUGAUAUCAUCCCUGGUCUUACUCAUUGGCAGAGUCCAAAUUACUUCGCUUAUUUUCCUUUAAGUGGUUCCAUUGAUGGGUUCCUUGGUGAAAUGCUUAGUACUGGAUUUAAUGUUGUGGGCUUCAACUGGAUGUCUUCACCAGCAGCAAACGAGUUAGAAAGUACUGUUAUGAAUUGGUUCGGCCAAAUGCUUACCCUUCCCAAAUCAUUUUUCUUUUCUUCAGACAGAAGUUCAGGAUGA
Molecule: messenger RNA, 504 nt
Organism: Papaver somniferum (opium poppy)
Lineage: Eukaryota; Viridiplantae; Streptophyta; Magnoliopsida; Ranunculales; Papaveraceae
Product: tyrosine/DOPA decarboxylase 1-like
Exons: 1
Coding region: 1-504 (167 amino acids)
Biological process (GO): amino acid metabolic process
Molecular function (GO): carboxy-lyase activity; pyridoxal phosphate binding
Source: RefSeq, a predicted model, not a curated record